This is a messenger RNA of Zasmidium cellare ATCC 36951, 1758 nucleotides long. RefSeq lists its product as uncharacterized. The transcript has 2 exons. Lineage: Eukaryota; Fungi; Ascomycota; Dothideomycetes; Mycosphaerellales; Mycosphaerellaceae. Bases 1 to 1758 code for a protein of 585 amino acids. The record is from RefSeq and is a predicted model, not a curated record.
AUGGGGGAGAGACAUCUUUCAAUUGCAGAUGAACAGGCGAAGCAUCAGGUCCGCUUGCCUAAGAAGCUGAUCGUGUGCUGCGAUGGUACUUGGAUGGACAGGGACAAUGGCUGGUCCAAGGGCAAGUUCGGCCGACCUGGAAAGCCGCAGUCCCCUUCCAACGUAACAAGGAUCGCCCGCGCCAUCUUGCCCGAAGACGAGUCCAAGCAUCCGCAGAUCGUCUACUACCAAGCUGGUAUUGGCACAGGCCUUGGGCUGUACGAUCAAUUACUAGGUGGAGGCACUGGUAUGGGCCUUUCAGAGAACAUCCGCGAAGCCUAUGCUUUCCUGGCCAGCAACUACUCGCCCAGGGACGAGAUCAGCGAACCUGAUUCAAUCUUCCUUAUGGGGUUCUCCAGAGGGGCAUUCACAGCACGGAGUCUGGGCGGCUUUAUCGCCGCUGUAGGCAUUCUCACCAGAAAAGCCAUGCCCUAUUUCUAUGACUGCUUCAAAGAUUGGGAGAACGCUGGCGUCGAUGGCUAUGAGCCACAGUUUUUCCAAGUAUACGCUCAAGCUACUGGAGAGACAGACGUGCUGAAGAACCUCCCUAAACUCAAGCCACCGCAAUCACCCGAAGAAAAUCAGAUCGACACCUAUAUGGCAGCCUACCUUAAGCAUCUUCUAUCCCUAGGCCUGACUCAGGAAGUUCAGAUCAAAUGCAUUGGCGUGUGGGACACCGUGGGCGCUCUUGGAAUCCCAAUUAACCCGCUCUUCCAGCGUGUAUUGGCAAUGCCGGCGUUUGUGAAGGAGUAUCGCUGGUAUGAUACAAGACUCAGCGACAAAAUCGAUAAUGCUUUCCACGCUCUGGCUCUUGACGAACAUCGCUUCCCAUUCUCACCGGCCGUGUGGGAACUCGACAAUGGCGGCAAGACUAAUGUCAAACAGGUCUGGUUCCCAGGCGCCCAUUCGAACUGCGGAGGGUCAUAUGAAGACUACGGUAUGGCCAACAUAACUUUGGCAUGGAUGAUGGACCAGCUCUCCGGCAACAGUCGUCCCGCAGCAAAGGACUUCGAUCCCGUCGACUGGAUCCGAUUCGACGACGACUUCAUCGAUCAAUGCUUCAAGCACACCAGCAAGUACUACGCCAAGAACGGAGCAGAAGGAGAGGACUACUCCGGCUGGGCCAUGGGCAAAGUCUAUGAUUCUAACACAUUCCCACAAUCCCUCACCGGCGCAGCAACCCGAACGCCCGGCCGCUACCCGCGAACCGACUACGAAACCGGCCGGUACUCCACCACGCAAAUGCUCCAAAACACGCACGAAUCCAUCCACUCCUCGGUCCGCGCACGCAUGGACCUCGCAGGCCGGGAAGUCGAACCGCAAGAAUGGUACCAGAAAUUCUCCCGCUGGCUCUACCGCACCCUCACCCUCCAAAAACUCAUCAAACCCUACCACCCACAACGCCGCAAAGGCCUCCUCCCGGCGACCGGCGGCCCGCUCGAAGGAUGGAAGCUCGUCGACGGCCACGCCUCACACGCCGAACCGAAUCACGAGAUCGACAUGAGUCCCGGGGGUGUCAAACAGGUCCACUGGGAGUAUUCCGGCAAAGGGCGCGUGUCGACGAAGGUCAUGAAGGAGGAUGUCUUUGCGGAGAGGGGCUAUGAGCAGCGGUUGCUGGAGCAUGAUCAGGCGAUUGCGGAGCAGGUGAUGUAUUCGAAUAAUCGGUGGAGUUGGUUUAAGAGGCCGAAGAGGCAGAGUGGGGUUGUCAAGACUUUUUAG